Molecule: messenger RNA, 679 nt
Organism: Schistosoma rodhaini
Lineage: Eukaryota; Metazoa; Platyhelminthes; Trematoda; Strigeidida; Schistosomatidae
Source: the annotation of a GenBank genome assembly
AUGUAUCAGUUACGAAAGACCAUCGAUCUACAUUUUACUCGAAUUGAAUGCUCUGUACUUCGUUUGAAUGUAACUGAAUUGUAUUUUAGUGAUGUUUCUGGACUGGUUACUACAGAAUCCCGUGAAGUUGAAGAUAUUUCUCCUCAUUUCUCUGAGAAUAAUCGACCACAUCAUCAAAUAAUUUCAAGAUCGAACAACACAACUGAAAAAUAUGUAUCUUUCAGUGCCCUUCAGCGUGUGAUAACUGAUAGCACGGAUGGUUUUUAACAAACAUAUUCCCUGAUUAAUUGCAACUGUCACAACCAAUAAGACAUGACAACAAACUCAAACUUCCUUUCCAGUUGUCAUGCUUUUCUCACGCUUUCUAUUUGAAUUCGUCGCACAAGCAACACCAUUUAAGUGAUUAGCUGACCGAUCGAAUAUACUGCAAUACAUCAAUGAGCGCAUACCACUAACAAGACCAUUCGCAGUGAACAGUAUUUGCACUCAACUGAUGUCAUCUUCGCAAGCAGUAACAAUAUGAGUUCCAGAAUAUAAUUUAUAAUUGGUCUUCACACUAGCCUAUGAUGGCGGACUUCCUUCAUCCACCACAUCUAAACAGGAAAUUUUAGUUGUAAGAGUCUCCAGUCUCCUUUAAUUCACAUCGUCGAACUUUUCACUUGAUCCUCAUUCAACUGAC